Leptinotarsa decemlineata (Colorado potato beetle) is the source of this 3986-nucleotide messenger RNA. RefSeq names its product transcription termination factor lodestar (gene lds). Gene Ontology annotation, biological process: DNA repair. The record is from RefSeq and is a predicted model, not a curated record. Lineage: Eukaryota; Metazoa; Arthropoda; Insecta; Coleoptera; Chrysomelidae. Gene Ontology annotation, molecular function: ATP binding; ATP-dependent activity, acting on DNA. Gene Ontology annotation, cellular component: nucleus.
GUGCACAACACACAAUCCGUGUUUUGAUUUUGAAUGAUAUUUUCAACGGUCAAUCUGUAAUCUGAAACAAUAAAUAAAUAUAUGUUUUCUCUAUGAUCUGAAUCUGUAUAUUACUGUCAAAAAAAGUUAGUAUUCGUUAGUGCUUUAUUAUGUUUUUACUAGGUUUCAGCAUAUAUUUUUAAUUCAUAGUCGUUAAUUCGUUAGUGAUUCAUUGCCAUGGAAAAUUCAGAAAAUACCAAUUCUGUACUAUCUGAUGACUUGAGUGAUGUUUCUUUGCAAUUGGAAAAUGAAUCAAACACCAUAGAGGAUAGUAUAUUAACAUCUGAAGAUGACACCUACAAUAUGAGAGACAAGAAAACCUAUGAAAAAGAGGUUGGUAAGAGAAAACAUCUAAUUCUAGACAGCACUAACGAGUUGGACGAUUCUUCUAUUCUGCAUGCAUCCAAAAAUAAUUCAGAAAUAAUAGACAACUCAAAUUCAUCUGAUCAAGAGGAGGGUGCUGUUCAGAAAAGCCCUAAACGGUCCUCCAUUCGAAAUAGAAGAAAUAUAUCUGUUGGGAAUCAAAAUGAACAUGAUUCUAAUAGUGAAUGUGAGGAGAGUUUUAUUAAACCACGAGUAAAAAAAAAUCGUAUCAUUUCAUCUGAUUCAUCUGAUACAGAUUUAGUCACUCCCCGACCAAACAGAAGUAAACCUAGAAAAUCUUCCAAUCAAAGCUCUGAUUCAUCAGAUGAUGACAAAACGGUUGAUUUAGAAUUUGGCAAGCCUUCCAAUGAAAGUGCCCUCAUGAAUAAAUAUUCAAAACGUCAUAAUAACAGUAUUAAGUCCACAAAUGAAGAUUCAAGUUAUAGAAGAAGAAGCAGGACUAGUACAAGUUCAAAUUCUGAUGCGUCAAAUAUUUCUAGAAAUAAAGAUGAGUCCGAAGCAGUUUCACUGGAUAAAAUCCAGAAUAUAUCUGAUAGUGAUAAAACGGUGGAUUUAGGAAUUGCUAUACCUGCCUUGAACAAGUAUGUCCCACAAGAUACAAAUUUCGAACAGUGCAAUAGCAAGUUAAAAUCCCCUGACAAAAGUUCAGAUUUUAGACAAAAACAUCCAAUCUCUCAUCUCAGUUCUGAUGGGGUAAAUAUUUACAAUCAUACAAAAACGGGUUACAGAAGUUCUAUAGACAAAACAAAUAUUGAUGAAGAAGUUGCUAAUAUAUCUUUGGAGCUGAGCAAAUCCAAAAUAAGUGAGAGGCAAUUUGAUUCAAUAAAUAUAGGCGAGUCUGACUUAUCUGAAACAGAACAACCCUUGAAUGUAGGGACGCCAGCACUGAGGCUCACAGAAGAAUUUCAUUUUGGUAAGAAUAGAAAGUUUAUGCACAGUACAAUAAUUGAACCUCAAGACACCCCUGUAAAUAAAAAUACUGGUAAACGCCUACUAAACAAAUCUAUUGACACUCCUAGAUCAAUAAAACAAAUAAAAGAGUCAGACACACCUAGAAAUGUUCCACAAAUUUUUUUAAGCUCCUCUAGUUCAGAUGAAGAGACUCGUGAAAGUGAUGAUGAUAUUAUUGAUGUAAGUAGUGAUGAGGAAGUGCUUCCAAAAACUCUGGUCCGAAGUAAAUUGAAACAAACAAAGCUGGAUGAUUUGAUUUUGAAGGACAAAACACCAAUGACAGUGAAGUCCAAGAAAGAAGAUACCUUGUCAGUUAUAGAGGUUACACCAGCCGAAUACAAUCAGCAAAAUCAGAAAGUAAAGGGAAUUGAGACCGAUUUACUGAAAAGUAAAAACUUGAUGAGAGUGGUCAAACUAGAACAUCUUCCAGAUAAAGGUAAAUCAAUACUGCUCAGGCAUGAAUCGUUGGAAACACAGUUAUUGGAAGCAGUGAAAAAAUUGUCAAUGAUGAAGGUUACAAAAGAAAACCCUUCAAUCAGCAAUUUCGCUAAUACCAACCCUCAAAGUAAGGUGAAGGUACUAUCUUGGGAAGAAAUAGAAAAUAAAGCAGGCAUUGUCCAACCAAAGACAUUCGGGAAACAGGCCAUGUCAACAUACAAUGCACAAAAAGCAGUCACUAUGGACAGGUUACAUCAGCUGCAUGGAUCGUUGAAAACAUGUCCAACAGAAGAUGAUCUCACUGAAGAUCCGAAAGGUUUGAAAGUUGAUUUGAUGCCACAUCAAAAAAGAGCAUUGACAUGGCUGAUGUGGAGGGAAAUGCAAAAACCCUCUGGAGGCAUACUAGCAGAUGACAUGGGUCUCGGAAAAACUCUGACAAUGAUAUCCUUGAUGCUGAAAACGAAUGAAAUUGAGAAGGACACUGAAGAAAGCUCUGACGAGGAAAAUUCACCAGGAAAAGAGCCAAAAUAUAAUGGAGGAACACUAGUAGUAUGUCCUGCAACUUUAAUAAACCAGUGGUCGGGAGAGUUGGAAAGACGAACGAAGAGAGGUUUGACUUCAUGCGAAAUGUAUCACGGUCCUAAACGGGAAACUAAACCAAAAAAACUUGCUAAACACGAUAUGGUUAUAACAACCUAUGCGAUAGUCAACAAUGAAUGUGAUAAAAACGGUGCCAUAUUCAGAGUGAAGUGGAGGAGAAUUGUGAUUGACGAAGCACACCAGAUAAGAAACCACAAAUCUCAGACCUCAGAAGCUGUAUGCAGGCUUUCUGCAAAGUCCCGAUGGGCGUUGACUGGUACACCUGUUCACAACAAAGAACUCGAUAUGUAUGCUUUGCUGAAAUUUAUACGCUGUACCCCAUUUGACGAUUUGGCAGUAUGGAAAAGGUGGGUUGGAGAUAAGAGUACAGGAGGUACAGAGAGGCUUCAUACUGUGAUAUCAUCCCUAAUGUUGCGAAGAACCAAAAUAGAGCUAAUAGAAAAAGGUUUCCUGAAUGCCAUGCCUGAAAGAAAGUGGGAGUUGGUACCGGUGGAGCUAAACAAAAUGGAAAGAGAUGUUUACAGCAAAAUUUUGAUAUUUUCUCGUACGCUCUUUGCACAAUUUUUGCAUCAAAGGGCAGAAAAAAAUCAAGACGCUUUCCUCGCUCAAUAUGACAAUUUUAAUCAACAACCCAAUGGACAGAACAAAGAGUAUGUGAAGAUGAGGGAGAAAUUAUUGAAGCUCAAUAAACUCAAGGAUAUCAAACAGCAUGAGAUCCUAGUUCUGCUGCUCAGAUUGAGGCAAAUUUGUUGCCAUGCGUCUCUGAUAACUAGUAUGUUGAAUGAAGAUAUGGACAUUCUGGGAGAAGAUGAUGGUGGCGACAAGGGAGAAGCUCUAGACCUUCUCGAGCAACUUAAUAAACUAACAAUUGAUGGAGAUGAAUACCACCCUAACUCCAUGGCAGAAGGUAUUGGAGAAGAAGCUCUCGGCCUGAAGGAAGCUGCAAGAGGAGUUCUCAAUCCAUCGGAUCCAGUCUUUUCUGAAACCAGUAUGAGCAGCAAAAUAAGAGAACUCAUCAAAGUAUUGCGAAAAAAUGUGUUAGUGAAGAACGAUAAGGCAAUCAUUGUAUCGCAGUGGUCUUCCUUCCUUCGACUGAUCUCCUACCACUUAAAGGCGGAAAAAAUAACCUUUGAUCAGUUAGACGGAAACGUACCUGUCCCCAAAAGAAUGACCAUGGUCGAUAGAUUCAACAAUCCCAAAGAUGAAAUGAAAGUGUUGCUAUUGUCGCUUACAGCUGGUGGUGUCGGACUCAACUUGAUUGGAGCCAAUCAUCUGUUCCUUCUCGAUCUACAUUGGAACCCCCAACUGGAAAAUCAAGCGCAGGAUAGGAUAUAUCGAAUGGGGCAGAAAAAAGACGUGUUUGUGUAUAAGUUCAUGGCCACCGAUACGAUUGAGAAGAGAAUUUUGGACUUGCAAGAGAAAAAGUUGGAAAUCGCCCAGUCUAUGCUGACAGGAACCAAACAGGCUAUCACAAGCAAGCUAUCAUUGCAGGAUCUCAAAAUGCUUUUCGAAAUGUAAAUAAUUUUAAUGAAUUAGAAAAACCAAUUGGGGUUGUUCCCAUCUAUUCCUAUUAA